Messenger RNA from Emiliania huxleyi CCMP1516, 1209 nucleotides. RefSeq names its product putative PAS domain protein. Gene Ontology annotation, cellular component: nucleus. The record is from RefSeq and is a predicted model, not a curated record. The transcript is spliced from 7 exons. Bases 1 to 1209 code for a protein of 402 amino acids. NCBI's taxonomy places the organism in Eukaryota, Haptophyta, Isochrysidales, Noelaerhabdaceae.
AUGGCGAAGCAACACCUCAUCGAGGAGGGUACCAUCCGGCCGGGCUCGGAGCGCGAGGCCGAGGGGGUCGCGCUGCACGUGCGCUACAAGAACGUCGGCAUUGCGGACGGCCUCAUCGCGGCCAAGAUCGCGCAGCGCACACGGCAGCUCAUGGGCGUACGGACGCUCAGCGAAGCGCUCCAGCUGAGCGACGAGUGCCGCGUCAUCACCACGGGCUCAGCGCCCUUCAACAUUGUCCACACCAACAAGGCCUGGAGCAAGCUGACUGGCUUCAAGUUCACCGAGGUGGCCAAUCGGAGCAAUUCCUUCCUGCAGGGCCCGCACACCGAGGCCAAGCUCGUCGAGCGGAUGCGUGCCGCGAGUGAGAAGGGCGAGACCACUAGGGUUCGCGUCGUCAACUACGACCGCUACGGCACGCCCUUUUACAACUCGAUUGAGAUCUUCCCGCUGCGCGACAUGGCCGGCAAGCUGACGCACUACUGCGGCGUGCUGCACGGGGAGGACAUACCGGAUGGCGUGGUGCCGCCGAUCGACAGGAAGCCGGAGGAGCUGUUUGGCUCGACCUCGGGCUCGUCGACCGACCCGGACGAGGAGGAGGAGACCGCCGCCGCCGCCUCGGGGUGGCCGGCCGCCGCUGCUGGCCGCGGCGCGGGGCGGGUGAAGCGGCUGCGGAGAGGCGGGCACGUGACGCUGCAAGAGGCGCUCGACAACACGGAGGACGCGGUUGUGAUGACGCAGCCGCACCCGCCGUACGCGAUCACGCACGUGAACGCGCCGUGGUGCGAGAUGUGCGGCUACACCCUCGAGGAGGUCGAGGGGCUCUCGAGCUCGAUUCUGCAGGGCGCAGAGACGGACGAGGCGCGACCGCGGGGCGGCGCUCUUGGGAAGGGCGUUGGGGCGGCGAGGGCGCUCCUCUCCGAGCUGAUGGCGAGCGUGCGGCGCGGCGAGAGCUCAUCCGCCACGCUGGUCAACUACAAGAAGGGCGGCGCGCGCUUCCUCAACCAGGCGCACGCCCCGGUCUACAGCCACGCCCAUGACCCGUCCGGGACCUGGUCCCCUCCCCAGGUGCACAUACAGCCCGUCUUCAACCAGAACGACGAGGUCGACCAGUUCAUGGCGAUGCUGCACGAGGUGGAUGAGAAGGAGCGGCCGCCGCACGCCGCCCCAGCAGCAGCCAAGAAGGCGGGGCGGCGAGGGGAGCGAGCCUGA